AUGAGCGGAGCUGCCCAGUACAAGCAGGACAUGCCGCCUCCGGGCGGUUUCCCCGAAACGAUUCAGUACAAGCGCUACCUCCCACGUCGCGGUCCUUCCGGCGUGGUGAUGUUCAUUGCAACCUUCGGAAUCAUGGGCUACGGAUGGUAUUGGGUCGCUCAGGCGAACGCUGAAAGGAGAGAACUUCGCCGCGAGAAGGCAUGGAACCGCAUCGCCCUCGUCCCGCUUCUUCAAGCCGAAACAGACCGAGACUUGGUACGAAGGCUGGAGGCUGCCAAGGACCGCGAAGGAAAGAUGAUGGAGAACGUGAAGGGUGGAUGGUCGGCUCUCGAUCUCAAGACAGAGACUCCCGGCGUCGGCAAAUCCGGUGCUCGCGACUAUACCCAAUCAGAACCUGUAUACCACACCGAGCGUCAUGUCAAUCCCACAUUUUUGUUCCUGCCGUGGUCAUCAGACGCGAGGAUCGAUUCGCAAUGGUGGAGGGGAAGCAAGAUGUUCUUGAAGAACCCUGCCUACCACGACCGUCCCGACUUCACCAAAGAGCACCCGAUAGGAGGUCAAUAG
Messenger RNA from Fimicolochytrium jonesii, 564 nucleotides. RefSeq names its product GRIM-19 protein-domain-containing protein. The transcript is spliced from 3 exons. The coding region runs from base 1 to 564 and encodes 187 amino acids. NCBI's taxonomy places the organism in Eukaryota, Fungi, Chytridiomycota, Chytridiomycetes, Spizellomycetales, Powellomycetaceae. The record is from RefSeq and is a predicted model, not a curated record.